AUGUACAAGGCAGUCAUCCUGCCGACGCUGCUGUAUGGAGCGGAGACUUGGACGGUGUACACAAAGCCGGCACGUCGACUGAACCACUUUCACCUCAGUUGUCUCCGUCGCAUCCUCAAGCUGAACUGGCAGGAUCGAAUCCCCCACACUGAUGUGCUGGAACGGACGGGAAUCCUCAGCAUCUACGCCAUACUGAGACAAAUGCAGCUGCGCUGGAGCGGCCACCUGGUGCACAUGGACGACGAGCGACUACCCAAACGACUCUUCUACGGAGACGUCGCGACGGGUUCUCGCCGUCAAGGAGGCCGAAUUCGUCGAUACAAGGAUACUCUGAAGUUCUCACUGAAGCGUCUGCAAAUCAACCCGACGAACUGGGAAGAGCUCGCCCGCGAUCGUCGGAUAUGGAGUAGAACAGUGAAGACAAGCGCUUCUAUCCACGAAUCCAACCGCAUUGCCGCCGCCAAAGCGAAACGCGAAGCCUGCAAAUCCCAACUUCGCCCAGUCCGCAACGCCGUCGCACAACCGCUUCCAACGUGUUCUCGAUGUCAACAGACAUUCCGGGCUCGAAUCGGCCUCGAUGAACAUCUUCGGAUCAACUGUACCUCUCGAACUGCGCCAACCAUCGUCCCCCCGCCCCCCUCUUCCUCGUCCUCUCUGCCGCCCACUAGCUCUGACAAUUCUUCUGUACCACCCCUUCCAUCCUCCUCCUCCUCCUCCUCCUCCUCCUCCACUGCCCCAACGGCGGCCGCUCAGGCGGCCGCUCAGGCGGCCGUCUCGCACAUCAAUCCCGACACAACAACCGACACCAACCCCGACUCUCCUGACUCCAGCAAUGAGGAUCAGGACUACACCUGCCCUCACUGCGAUUGCACCUUCACCUCACGCAUCGGGCUGGUCGGUCACUUGCGAAUCCAUCGCACAGAGGCUGGUGAAACAGUGCCUGAAGCACCAACCUAUACCCACCAAGCUCGUCUUAACUGCCCACACUGCCGAGACUAUCCCGACACGUCAAGCGUCGUGGAUAGGAAGGUUGCUGAUUGA
This is a messenger RNA of Spirometra erinaceieuropaei, 1041 nucleotides long. The record is from the annotation of a GenBank genome assembly. Lineage: Eukaryota; Metazoa; Platyhelminthes; Cestoda; Diphyllobothriidea; Diphyllobothriidae.